Messenger RNA from Rhododendron vialii, 842 nucleotides. RefSeq lists its product as uncharacterized. Lineage: Eukaryota; Viridiplantae; Streptophyta; Magnoliopsida; Ericales; Ericaceae. Gene Ontology annotation, molecular function: zinc ion binding. Bases 182 to 616 code for a protein of 144 amino acids. The transcript is spliced from 2 exons. The record is from RefSeq and is a predicted model, not a curated record.
ACAACCGUUAGGUCACCCAGAGAAGAGAGAGAAGAGAGAGAGACCAGAGAAAGAAGAGUAGAGAAAGAAGAGCAGAGAAAGAGGUUAACGAGAAGAACGGUCGUCGUCGUACACAGUUAGGCAGCCGGAGCAGAUCUACACCACACCUCUCAUCAAUUUUUUGUACCCAAUCUUCAGGCAAAUGUCAUCGAGCAAUAGUUAUUACCGAGCGGAGAGUGAGACCAAGAAAGGGGUUACCAACACCCCCAAACUUCUGUAUAAGCCAAGAAAUUGUUAUUGUGGGACAAGGGUUGAAAUUAAGGUUGUUGAAAAGAGUGAGAAGUCGAAAGGAGAAUUGUAUUUUAUAUGUCGUAAGGAGAGGGCAGCUCGGUGUGGGUUCUUUGACUGGUGCCUCCUUGUGGAAUGGACAAGCAGUGGUCAAAUUGGCGGUUGGGGAUCGACUGAAUAUACCAAUGUCUGUGCUUCCAAUGUCUGUGCUACCAAGGUCAUUGAUGAAGUUGUAGCACUUGAGAAAGAGGUUAUGAUCAUUCGACAACAAUUGGAGUAUUCAAAGAUGUUGACAAAGUUUUUGGCCAUAUGCAUUGUUAUCGCGAUAGGGGUCAUCGUGUUGAAAUGAAGAUGGGAGAUGUUAUUAAAUUCAGAUUCUAGUAUGGCUAUGUGUUAGCCAAGUACUGAUGCCCACGUUAUUUUGUAAUUUCCCAACUUUUUGUCAUUAUUAUGUUGUAAUAGGAAUUGGCAAGAUGUAGCAGAAACUUAUUGUAGUUAAUUUAAUUCGGAGUAUAAAUGUUGGCUUGUUUAGUCGUACUUAUGACCUAUGUGUUGAACCUAAGUACCAUUUUCUU